UUACUAAUAUUAAUAUUCAGUCACUGUGACGCUAAACAGAAUCGAGAUACUUUAAGGCAGACGUGGUUGACGUAUUCAAAUAAAAACACCGCGAAUAUACGAUAUAUGUUUCUGUUAGGAGAGGGAAGUGCUAAUCAAAAUAGCAAAUCAAAAAUGGAGGCAGAAAUCCACAGAGACGUUCUCUUAGGAAAUUUUCAGGAUACGUACACAAAUUUAACGUUAAAGACAGUGAUGGGUUUACAAUGGGUGGUUCACAUCUGUAAUCAAACCAAAUUUAUCUUGAAAACUGAUGAUGACGUAUGGGUCAAUGUGCCAAUGUUAUUAAAACGCUUGGAAACUUUUAGAUCCACCACUUUUACUCUUGGUGGCAUGUGUCAACUUGGACGCCCACACCGAGACAUGAAUUCCAAAUACUAUGUUUCUCACAAGGACUAUCCGUCCGACGUUUAUCCUCCAUUUUGUACCGGUACGGGCUAUGUUACUACUCCGAAUGUAGCUGCUAAAAUCAUCAACAUGUCUGCAGUUGUUCCCUAUUUCCAUUUAGAAGAUAUUUAUGUUGCUAUGUGUUUAACUAAGCUCAGGAUC
Molecule: messenger RNA, 585 nt
Organism: Lottia gigantea (owl limpet)
Lineage: Eukaryota; Metazoa; Mollusca; Gastropoda; Lottiidae
Exons: 1
Cellular component (GO): membrane
Molecular function (GO): hexosyltransferase activity
Source: RefSeq, a predicted model, not a curated record